AUUGUAGAAGUUGACUGGAAGACGACACCUUGACAACACCAUUGCAGGAAUGCUACAGUCAGAGUUUAAAAUGGCCAAAAUUGUGAAUUCCCUUUUCAUCUAAUUUUCAUUCUUCCAAUCGACCAGUCCUCCUCUGAAUCAAGGCGUCUUCUUUGAAAAGCUCCCGCGCCUUUCAUAAAGUGAAGAACCCUUUUUUUCCAAGAAAUGCAUUACAACCUUAUGUAUAAGAUUAGCUUAAAAAAAAGCGAUCCGAUCAUCCAAUUCCAAUUUCCAAUUUCCAAUCCAAAGUCUUCAAAGCUAAAAACCCCAAGAAAGCAAAGAAAAGAUUCAUCUCUCCAUCAUGAGAUUGUCACAUCAGAGAUAGACUUUAUCAUCCCCCUCCUCCUGCCUCCUCUGUUCUCCUCUCGUUUCUUCUUCUUCUUCUGUUUCUGCUCUCUUGAUUUCUUCUCUUCGUCGUCUUUUCGUCUUCGUUUUACAUUACUGGGCUUGCUGCUACUGAUAAUAUUAUAAAAGGGUUUUGAUUAUUAUAGUCAUUCCCAAUCACAUAAUUGGAGAACACCAGAAGGGCAGACAACGACAACAUUACGUCUUAAAUUCUUAAAAUAGUCUAUCUUAAAAGAAGUGAGAGAAAGAGGGCAAGAGGAAGAGAGAGAAAGAGAUCUUGCAGCAAAGAGCAGAGAGGCCCAGAAGACACAGCAAAGCAAACAAUCUUCAAGAGAAGCUCUCACGACGUGAAAGGCCACAGCGACAACACAGAGAGAGAGAGAGAGAGAGAGAGCGGAAGGGGGGUGAGAGAGAUGCACGCAUACAAUCGGAUUUCGAGUAGUGGCCACAACACUCCGUCACCGCCGCCGUCACCUCUGCGGUCGCCAAGGUAUCGGCAUGGGAAGGGGAAGGGAGGGAGGUUUCCCUCGGGGCAACAGCCAAGGACGCUAGCGGAGAAACUCGCUUGGGUCGUACUCUCCGUCCUCCUUCGUCGACAGGGUGUUUUCCUCUUUGCGCCUCUCAUUUACAUCUCAGGGAUGCUACUCUACAUGGGCACUGUGUCCUUCGAUGUGGUUCCACAUAUUAAGCCUCGUCCUCCCCCAGGCUCCGUUUACCGCAGCCCACAGCUCUACGAGAAGCUUCGUCCUGAGAUGGAUUCUGAUAGUUCUUCCUCUUCUGCCGAUGGGUUAGCAAAUGUGUGGAAACACUCUUACAAAGCUGGCGAGUGGAGACCUUGUAUUAACGAGAGCAUAGAGGGUUUACCUGAUUCAAACGGAUAUAUAUAUGUGGAGGCAAAUGGUGGCUUGAACCAGCAAAGGACAUCGAUAUGCAAUGCAGUUGCUGUGGCCGGUUAUCUGAAUGCAACGCUUCUAAUCCCACACUUCCAUUUCCAUAGCAUUUGGAGGGAUCCAAGCAAAUUCAGUGACAUCUAUGAUGAGGAUUAUUUCAUUAAUUCCUUGAAAAAUAAUGUGCGGGUGGUUGAUAAGAUACCAGAAUACAUAAUGGAACGGUUUGAUCACAACAUGAGUAAUGUUUAUAACUUCAGAGUAAAGGCUUGGUCAUCUGUCCGAUACUACAGGGAUGCAGUUCUUCCAAAGCUACUUGAAGAACAGAUCAUAAGGAUUUCUCCUUUUGCAAAUCGAUUGUCAUUUGAUGCUCCUCCAGCAGUCCAACGUCUUAGAUGCUUGGCAAAUUAUGAAGCUUUAAAAUUUUCGAAUCCUAUAUCAACUUUGGCUGAAAAUCUGGUUGCAAGAAUGAAAGAACGCAGUGCAAACAAUGAUGGAAAAUAUAUUGCAGUUCAUCUACGAUUUGAAGAGGAUAUGGUUGCCUUCUCUUGUUGUGUAUUUGAUGGUGGGGAAGAAGAGAAAAGGGAAAUGAAUGCUGCUAGAGAAAGAGGAUGGAGAGGAAAGUUUACCAAACGUGGUCGUGUUAUUCGGCCCGGAGCAAUCAGGAUCAAUGGAAAAUGCCCCCUUACCCCAUUGGAGGUUGGAUUGAUGCUUAGGGGCAUGGGUUUUGAUAAUAACACAUCUAUUUAUUUGGCAUCCGGAAAGAUAUACAAGUCUGAGAAAAUGAUGGCCCCGUUGCUGGAGAUGUUUCCCCUUUUGCAGACUAAAGACACACUAGCAUCAGUGGAGGAACUUGCUCCAUUUAAGAACUACUCUUCCAGGAUGGCUGCUUUAGACUACACUGUUUGUCUCCACAGUGAAGUAUUUGUGACAACUCAAGGUGGAAAUUUCCCACAUUUUCUAUUGGGCCAUAGGAGAUACUUGUAUGGUGGACACUCCCGGACAAUCAGGCCUGAUAAGAGGAAGUUAGCUUUGAUAUUCGAUAACCCAAACAUCGGGUGGAAGGCCUUCAAACGCCAAAUGCUGAGCAUACGGUCUCAUAGUGAUGCAAAGGGAAUUGAGCUUAAGAGACCGAAUGAUUCCAUAUAUUCCUUUCCAUGUCCAGAUUGUAUGUGUCGUGUGAACAAAUCAGAAGAUCAUAGAUCCUCAACAGCUUCCUGAUCUAUUUUGUAAGAUUUUCUGAUGGGUUGUCUUUUUUUCUGUAUCUUGGUAUGUGCAUCUUGUCGUUGAUCUCCUCAUUCUUUACAUUGGUGUAAUUCUUUGAUUUUUGCCAUCGACGAGAGUUGACAUACAGUUUUCAAGCUUCACUGAUUUUCUUGAAGAGCACAUUGCUCGGAUUAUUUCCCUUGGGUGUAAAGGAGAGUUACACCCUCCGCCUUUGUACAUGCUAACGGAAGAGAAGAGAAAGAAAAUUUUCUACACCAGAGUUAGCCGCGCAUUGACGACUGUUUAGGCUAAUUUUUCUGUCACAGCUGCUGUAUCUAACAAAGCCUUGACCACAAAUUGCAUUCAUUGCCCCAUCCAUUUUUGCCAUUGAUUGUAUAUUGUUUGAUCUCAUCAAUGUCUUUCAAGGACUGUAAACAUGAACAGCCAUUGUAUACAUUUGCCAGUUAUCAAAAUCAGUUGAUCAA
Messenger RNA from Macadamia integrifolia, 2962 nucleotides. Its product is annotated as protein ESMERALDA 1-like. Bases 798 to 2492 code for a protein of 564 amino acids. Lineage: Eukaryota; Viridiplantae; Streptophyta; Magnoliopsida; Proteales; Proteaceae. The record is from RefSeq and is a predicted model, not a curated record. The transcript is spliced from 10 exons.